GGGGCAGGGGGCACUGUGACAGGAAGCUUCGCACACAAGUUGGCCAUUUCAGGGGCAAAAUAAGUUCUCCCUUGGAUUUAGAAAGGACAAAGGCAGCAAGCUCCCUCUUUUGUGUCGGAUGAAGAGGACCAACCAUGAGCCGGAGCUUGGGUGCAGGCUCACCGCCUCUACCACCGCGGUCAGCUCCAGUUCCUGCCAGGAGUGGACCGUGCGAGGAAUUCGGUGAAGGGCUCUUUUAGCCCAAUCCUCCCUUAUUGAAGGACAGGCCAAAGAUCCCACUUGGAAAUGAGAGGAGAAGACUAGCAGGCAACAUUGGCUCCACCCAGUGAUAUCUCCAGGAGAUACAGAAACAGGAUUCAUGAAGAUGUUGACAAGACUCCAAGUUCUUAUGUUAGCUUUGUUUUCAAAGGGGUUUUUCCUCUCUUUAGGGGAUCACAACUUUAUGCGGAGGGAAAUUAAGAUAGAAGGUGACCUUGUUUUAGGGGGGUUAUUUCCUAUUAAUGAAAAAGGCACUGGAACUGAAGAGUGUGGGCGAAUCAAUGAAGACCGAGGUAUUCAACGCCUGGAAGCCAUGUUGUUUGCUAUUGAUGAAAUCAACAAAGACAAUUACUUGCUACCCGGAGUGAAGCUGGGUGUCCAUAUUCUGGAUACAUGCUCAAGGGAUACCUAUGCAUUAGAGCAAUCAUUGGAGUUUGUCAGAGCAUCUUUGACUAAAGUGGAUGAAGCUGAAUAUAUGUGUCCUGAUGGAUCAUAUGCUAUUCAAGAGAACAUCCCAUUGCUCAUUGCAGGAGUCAUUGGUGGCUCGUACAGCAGUGUUUCCAUACAGGUGGCAAACCUGCUGAGGCUCUUCCAGAUCCCUCAGAUAAGCUACGCCUCCACCAGCGCCAAACUCAGUGACAAGUCGCGCUAUGAUUACUUUGCCAGGACCGUGCCCCCUGACUUCUACCAGGCCAAAGCCAUGGCCGAGAUCUUGCGCUUCUUCAACUGGACCUAUGUGUCCACUGUUGCCUCUGAGGGUGACUACGGGGAGACAGGGAUUGAGGCCUUCGAGCAGGAAGCCCGGCUGCGCAACAUCUGCAUCGCCACUGCAGAAAAGGUGGGCCGCUCCAAUAUCCGCAAGUCCUACGACAGUGUGAUCCGUGAGCUGCUGCAGAAGCCCAAUGCGCGGGUCGUGGUCCUCUUCAUGCGCAGUGACGACUCACGAGAGCUGAUCGCUGCAGCCAGCCGCGUGAAUGCCUCCUUCACCUGGGUGGCCAGCGACGGUUGGGGCGCACAGGAGAGCAUCGUCAAGGGCAGUGAGCACGUAGCCUACGGCGCCAUCACCCUGGAGCUGGCAUCCCAUCCUGUUCGCCAGUUCGACCGCUACUUCCAGAGCCUCAACCCCUACAACAAUCACCGCAACCCCUGGUUCCGAGACUUCUGGGAGCAGAAGUUCCAGUGCAGCCUCCAGAACAAGAGAAACCACAGACGGGUUUGCGACAAGCACCUGGCCAUUGAUAGCAGCAACUAUGAGCAAGAAUCCAAGAUCAUGUUUGUGGUGAACGCAGUGUAUGCCAUGGCACAUGCGCUGCACAAAAUGCAGCGUACCCUUUGUCCUAACACCACCAAGCUCUGUGACGCAAUGAAGAUCCUGGAUGGAAAGAAAUUGUACAAGGAUUAUUUGCUGAAAAUCAACUUCACGGCUCCAUUCAACCCAAAUAAAGGAGCAGACAGUAUUGUGAAGUUUGACACUUUCGGAGACGGGAUGGGAAGAUACAACGUGUUCAACUUCCAGCACAUAGGUGGAAAGUAUUCCUACUUGAAGGUGGGCCACUGGGCAGAAACUUUAUCUCUAGACGUGGACUCUAUCCACUGGUCCCGGAAUUCAAUCCCCACUUCCCAGUGCAGUGACCCCUGUGCCCCCAAUGAAAUGAAGAAUAUGCAGCCAGGGGAUGUCUGCUGCUGGAUCUGCAUCCCCUGUGAGCCCUACGAAUACUUGGUUGAUGAGUUCACCUGUAUGGAUUGUGGGCCUGGCCAGUGGCCCACUGCUGACCUAUCUGGAUGCUACAACCUUCCAGAGGAUUACAUCAAAUGGGAAGAUGCCUGGGCAAUAGGCCCAGUCACCAUUGCCUGCCUGGGUUUUAUGUGUACGUGCAUAGUUAUAACGGUCUUUAUCAAGCACAACAACACACCCUUGGUCAAAGCAUCAGGCCGGGAACUGUGCUACAUCUUGCUGUUUGGAGUUAGCCUGUCCUAUGGCAUGACAUUCUUCUUCAUUGCUAAGCCAUCACCUGUCAUCUGUGCGUUGCGCCGGCUUGGGCUGGGGACCUCCUUUGCCAUCUGUUAUUCAGCUCUGCUGACCAAGACAAACUGCAUUGCUCGCAUCUUUGAUGGUGUCAAGAAUGGCGCUCAGAGGCCAAAAUUCAUCAGCCCCAGUUCUCAGGUUUUUAUCUGCCUGGGUUUGAUACUGGUACAAAUUGUGAUGGUGUCGGUGUGGCUUAUCCUGGAGGCUCCAGGCACCAGAAGAUAUACCCUUCCGGAGAAGCGGGAAACAGUCAUCCUAAAAUGCAAUGUCAAAGAUUCCAGCAUGUUGAUCUCUCUGACCUACGAUGUGGUUCUGGUGAUUCUAUGCACUGUGUAUGCCUUCAAAACAAGGAAGUGUCCUGAAAACUUCAAUGAAGCCAAGUUCAUAGGCUUCACCAUGUAUACCACCUGCAUCAUCUGGUUGGCGUUCCUCCCUAUAUUUUACGUGACAUCCAGUGACUACAGAGUGCAGACGACUACGAUGUGCAUCUCCGUUAGCUUGAGUGGUUUCGUGGUCUUGGGCUGUUUGUUUGCCCCCAAGGUACACAUUGUCCUGUUCCAACCCCAGAAGAACGUGGUUACACACAGACUUCACCUCAACAGGUUCAGUGUCAGCGGAACUGCCACCACAUACUCUCAGUCCUCUGCAAGCACAUAUGUCCCGACGGUGUGCAACGGAAGGGAAGUUCUCGACUCCACCACCUCAUCUCUGUGAUUGCGAUAUGCAGUUCAGUUCUCAUGUUCUUAGGCUGUUAGACAAAGAACACGGAAACAGAACAAAAGAACAACCCUAGUACCUUUUUUUUAGAAACAGUACAAUAAAUUAUUUUUGAGGACUGUUCAGUAUAUAGUGAUGUGCUACAACUUUUUAGGCUGAUUUUAGUGCCCCAAUAACACCCCUCCCCAAACAUGGAAAUAACCAUUGUUUACAGAGCUGAGCAUUGGUGACAGGGUCUGACAGGGUCAGUCUACUAAAACAAAACAAACAAAUAAAAAUCCCUAUACAGUGGCAAUAUUAGGUAACCUUUUUCCUAUGAAGUCUUUUGUAGGUUCUUGUUGUAACUAACUUAGGGUGAGUUUCUACGUUGUAUAUUAAAGUUACAUUAUGUGUAACAGAUUGUUUUUCUCAGUACAAAAUAAAAAGUAUCUGUAUUAAUGUAAAGAUAACCAGAAUAAAACCUUCGAGGUUUUCAAGCAUGAUGGAUAACGGUUUGUCCUUUUGGAUCACUCAAGGUAAUUUGAAUAUGUAGAUUUCAAGUCACCUUCUCUUGUUAAUGCUGGAAGUAAUCAUCUAACUGAGCUUUUCUUCACAGUCACAUAUUUGAAUGGAGUUGUAGCCAGCCCUGUCAGAGGGUUAUGAGUGGAAUUCUACUUUUAUAUAGAUGACAGUGAUCCGAAAUUGGCAAUGGGUGAUAACAUAAAUAUAAGACCAGUUCAUGAUUACGCAUAUUAUCUUUUUAAAACAAUGACUAUAUAACAGCCCAGAACUGUCAGAUGAGACAAAGGCUUUCCUGUAUUCUGAAGAGAGAGCUAUGACCUGUCAGAAAAGGUCUGGUGGAUCUGAUGUGCAAAAACAACCAUAAUGACUAGAAAAGAAACCAGAAAGCAUCUAAUAAUUCCACUGUGAAUUCAUUCUUGCCCUUUAUAGAUGAAUGGAGAAGUAGAAAUCCUAGAGAUCUUACUUCCCAUUGCUUUCCCAAGUCCUAGAAAUGAUGUCCCAGCAAACAGACUUAUCAUUAAAUUUAAAUAUUUUACGAACCUAAAAUAAGGCAUGAAAUACUUAUUACUAAAUACUUCCCUGUUUCUAUCAAACUUUUAGUUUGAUAUAAUAAAAUAUUAUAAAAUAAAAAUAUUGAGAAUACAUCUGUCUGUAGACACACUAUCAUGUACCAGGGGCAGAGAGUACAUUUGUUUCUUGUGAUUAUGGGGGAAAAUGCUAUAAACUAUAAAGUAGUUUCAAACAACAAAAAAUUGUUCUGUCACAAUUAAGGAAUCAGCAGGACCAGACGGCCUUCUAGAGUCAAAGAAAUGAUUCAUUCCAUUCUUUCUUUAGCACCUGGUAGUUAUAUGCUUCCUUGGCUUAUGGCCAUGUCACUUCAAACUCUGUUCAGUCUUCAUAUCACAUUCACCAUGUCUGUCUUGUCCUUUGUCUCUUAAAAUGUCAUUUGUCAUUAGAUUUGGAACACCUAGAUAACCCAGUAUGCUAUCACCUUGACGUUCUUAACUAUAUCUGCAGAGGCCAUUUGUUUGAUUUUGGUGGUGGUGGUGGUGGUGGUGGUGGUGGUGGUGGUGGUGGUGGUAAAGUUUUUGUUUUAAAAUAAAAUCGCAUUCUCAGGGAUCAGAGGCUAGGAUGUGGACAUAUUUUUGAGAAGCCACCCAUGUAGCCCACAAUGGAAAGACCGAUGCAGUUGAAAAGCAUACACCAGAACUGUGGAUAUAACUCAGUUGGUAAAGUUUUUGCUUUGAGUGCAUGAGAAAACAUUUUAAAAGCAGGACUUGUGGUGAAGAAUGACUGAGGAAGGAAAGAAGAAUUAAAUAUAUGACAGACAGUAUUUGAAAUAGUAAAAUGUAAUAAUACUAUUUUUAAUAUAUCUAGAAAUAGUGGACAGGGGCAUGAAGACCAAAGGGAUUAUCCUUGAAAGAAAUAGGAUGCUGGAAAAAUUUCUCUCCUGCAGGCAUUUGAAUGAGCAACCUAAGGAAUCCAGCUACAACCCACCAGAUGCUUAAAACAAUGGUGCUUACCACUGCCUGAAUCCUCACACUCACAUAAGUACCUGAAAUUUGGGGAGUGAACUAGGGUAGGAUGGGUAACAGAUUCAAAGACACUAAACAGCAAAAACAAAUUCCACUCUGACCGCACUUGGCAGGAGAGCCAGACAAGCAUGCUCAGAAGGGGCAUCUGCUUGGGAUAACGGCUGAGGAAGGCUGAUGUGUGCAAUUGAGCUCCAUCCACUGAUGGAAGGUGACAGUCUGAGGAAGGCAGUAUCAGCUGGGCUGUUCCCAGGCACAGCUGAUGCCUCUAACAAUCAAGCUGACUGUGGAUCUUAAAGCAAGUCCUUUAGGGUCAUGUCUAAAUCAUGGGAAAACCGUAGUUUUGAGGGCUGGGUUUUGACCCACACCAACUACAUUUUAUGCCCUGUCAGGACACUGAAAAUCAUUCAUGGGCAGCUCUGUCAUUUUUUCCACCCUUGCUACUAAGCCUUGUUUCUAAUUAGAAAGUGCACCAUCUACCAUAUGAUCCCUAGAAAUAAUUUUGUAUAAGCAUUCAACAUAUGUGUGGAAAACAGAUGCUAUACGAUCUUUUCUCUUAUGUAAGACAUUUUAUUUAAAAAAAUAAGUUUGGAAGCUUUUUUUUUCUAUAUUAGUAACAACAUUUCAUCCUUCCAGAAUGCAAAGCUGAUUGAUCCAUCUCUGCAAAACUUCUCUAAAUUUUAGAACCCCAAGCUAAAUAAUAGUCAUAAAAGAAACUUUCAGAGGCUAGCUAUCUACUUGCCUUGUGUUUCUGAAUAAUUACUGGACUCUCUGCAUCCUCUCUAGCUUAAAUAUUAAUAGGUUUUCCUGCCCACCCAAGCUUAGCAUGGUAAAGGAAAGUUGUUCCUGUUUUAAAACUUUGAGCCAAGCUGGCUUCUGUACGACACAGAGGACAGAUGUCAAGAAUGGCUGAGAAAGGUAAUCUCUGUCUUUACAAGCCUCAAGUCCACAUGAUCUCUCAGCUAGUCCCUGCUUCAUCCGUUUGCCUGUCCUGAUCAUUCUAAAUCCCAUAGUCUGUCUGGAAAAGGUUGUGGAGGCAGGGGAUGUGAAAAACCACACAGACAGAUUUGAACUGGAACCCUGAGGUAAAGGUGCACACCCAUGGGUGAGGCAAUUACCCACCCUACUCUGCAACAGCAGGCUUAGAUUUACGUAAUUCUUACUGGUUUACUUUUAUUUGAAAUGCAGCCAAAAUAAUUUUGAAAUCAGUUAUCUGACAUAAAGGAAAUAGUGCCCAAUCUACUCCAAUUUCAUCAAAACUCAUAAGCUCUUUUAAACAGAAGCCUCCUUCCAGGAGUUAUUAAAAUAAAGAAAAAUCCAGCUAACCAAGGUCUUAAUUGACAUUUCAUUUAAAGAAAUUGGAGGUGUUUACUGAACCAACAAUCAAUGAAGGAAAACUAAAUACAAUUUUAGUUUCAUAUUUAAAGAGGAUCUGGUAAAUGGGCAAGCACUGAGGUACAUCGUACAUGAACAGAUGUCAUAAAUAAACCAGGAAAGAAUCUAUAGUACCAGGUCUCAAGAGUCCAUACUAUUUUGCAUGUCAACAUCCCAUCCUCAGAAGCUAUCAUCUACCUAUCAAUAUGAGAACGUAAGUGAGCCACACAUCCCACACUAACCAAGCAGCUGGCUUUCAUGAGUAAAAUAGAAGCACGUUAGCCUCCCCUUAGGAAUGACUAUGAGCCCUGGGAAACACUGUUACCAAAAGACAUCAAAUUACACUGGCCAGAUGAGACUCACAGAAGCAAACUGCCAGCUGCCCCCUGAGAACCCUGAUGGUGAAUAACUGGACUCCAGUAAUUCUUCCACGGUACUGACUGAAACCAUCAUUUUUGGGGAAGAAGAAUGACAAAACUCUACACAAAGGUACUAUGAAAUGUUUUUAAUCCUAAGAAAGUUAUGAUUAUUAGUAACCAAAGAGGGGAAAGGUCAAUAAUGAUAAAAUUCAGUCUUUUAAAUCGAGUGAAUACAUAUCAAAUUGCUCAACAUUGUUAAAUGGCAUAAUAUAACAUAGAAGGCAUGUUCUCAUCCAGUGGGAAACUGACUUAAGUAUGUUUUGAUACAGUGCUAAGAGAUGUUAUAGGCAACAGUUGACUUAAUGAAGUAUUUAAGGCUCCAAAGUAUGCCUUUUAGAAAAAAAAUAAUAUAUUUUUCUAGCACUGGUAGUGAUGGGGGAAUUAAAUGUCAAUGAAAAGUCAUAGAAACAUAAUAAUUUGUUUAUACCUUUCAACAUUUUACUGGCCUUAUCAAAGGCCAUACAUAAAACAAAGCAGAAUUAUAUAGCUAAAACUGGUCUGCAUAUUCUCCUCAUAACAUUCUCUCUGCCAUCAUUCUUCAGCUCUUAGAAUAAAAUGACAAGCCAGGGGAAUCCAAAGAUGGGACUGAGCUGACAGAAGUCUAUUUAAUAUCUAAAAUUAGAAAUAAAAUAAAUAACUUCUUCAAUAUCAACUGCAUUUUCAGAGUUCAUUAAAAUUUAAGGCAUUUUUGACAUGUCAGAGAUUUUAGUCCAGUGACAAGCGAAAAGGAACUACCUGCGAGCAAAUCCCAAUUAUCUCUACGGCUUGGAACCUGCAUGCUGAGCAGAGCAGAAAAUGAGGAGGGGACAGCGGUAGAGGAAACUCUCUGGCUGUCCAGUCUGCACUUCUGCCCCUUCCUCUGGAUCGCAUUUCAAGUGUAUUGCUACUCUUAUGACUAAAUUUUGAUUAUUUUGAUAGGGAAAGAAUGCCAAUACUCUGAUAGUGUGGCAAAAAUGACCAAAGCCAAAAUAAUCUCUUAUUCAGAAGAAUAUCCAAGAAAUUAUGCUAAGUAACAUUCUCUUCAAUCUUAAACAAACAAUAGCACAACAUCAUCUAUUUCUAUAUUUAAUAGUAAAUACAUACACACACACACCAAAAAAAAAAAA
This is a messenger RNA of Peromyscus leucopus (white-footed mouse), 7933 nucleotides long. It is a transcript of the gene Grm3, whose product is annotated as glutamate metabotropic receptor 3. Gene Ontology annotation, biological process: regulation of synaptic transmission, glutamatergic; G protein-coupled glutamate receptor signaling pathway. The record is from RefSeq and is a predicted model, not a curated record. The transcript has 6 exons. Gene Ontology annotation, molecular function: group II metabotropic glutamate receptor activity. NCBI's taxonomy places the organism in Eukaryota, Metazoa, Chordata, Mammalia, Rodentia, Cricetidae. Gene Ontology annotation, cellular component: membrane. Bases 359 to 2998 code for a protein of 879 amino acids.